Messenger RNA from Durusdinium trenchii, 1191 nucleotides. NCBI's taxonomy places the organism in Eukaryota, Dinophyceae, Suessiales, Symbiodiniaceae. The record is from the annotation of a GenBank genome assembly.
AUGGAUUUUGGCUUAGUCUCCUUAUCUUUGAUCGAAGAGCUUGCAGCCUUGUUGGCCGCCGCCAGCUUCCUGGACGUCUCCGCACUACGGAUGUUGCGCAUGAUGCGUUUGGUGCGCGUGGCACGCAUCAUUCGAAUGCUGCGUUUCUUUUCAGAGCUGCGUGUCAUGGUGAAUGGCAUCAUGGGGUCGGCGAAGCCCUUGCUUUGGGCCUUCGUCUUCUUGCUCAUUCUGAUGUUCAUGGUUGGAGUGACCUUCAUGCAGCUCGCUGCCAACUACAUGUCACAGGACGGACUGAUGGAAGAUGAUCUGAUGUAUUACUGGGGCUCUCUAGCACGGACCAUGAUGACCCUCUAUAUGGCCAUUUCGGGUGGUGUCGACUGGAAAGAUUGCGUGGCGCCCUUGCACGUGGUGAGUUGGGCAAUGGAAUACAUGUUUGCUACUUACGUCUUCUUCACCCUCUUCUGCUGCCUCAAUAUCGUGACAGGCAUUUUUGUCGACAAUGCCAAAGCAUUGAAGUCCGCGGACGAGGAUGCCAUGUACCUGGAAGCCCUGACCGAGCGGAAACGUUGGAUCGCCGAGGUGAAGGAACUCUUUUCAAGGUUGGAUACCAGCAUCAACGGCAAGUUCACGUUCCAGGACUUUAAGACGCACGUCUCCAGCAUCAAGGUGCAAACCCUGUUCCGCAAGCUGGGCAUCAACGUGGACAACAUCGAGGCCGACGAGCUCUGGGAGAUCCUGGACGCCGACCGCAGCGGCGAGAUCGACGAGGAGGAAUUUGCCAAAGGCGCGGCUGACCCGUCGUCGGUCGUGGUCGUUAAAUCCUCGCCAGGCCUCAAGUACUUCCAGGGCCCUGCACAAAGCAUCCACGUCUAUCGCCUGAUGAAGGAGAACCAACGCCUACACGACAAGGCGCGACCGAACGACCCGGAACGAGGUGAACCUCCCUCACGGCGUCCGGACCCGAAGGGCGUCCCCACCUGGAUCGAUCGAACCGGCGUUCCGUUCGACACGGCGGCUCCUCCAGGACUGGACCUUCAGACGGGAUGUGAUGUUGGGCUAGCCCGCCAGGUUAAGAGUGAGAUGUUGGGUCUGUCCGAAGGUACCUGUAGCAGUAAACAGUUAUCGCAUGUGAUCGCUACGGACAAGGCCUCUAUACUAACCAUCAUCCACUGGGCUCAGGUAUUGGGAUAG